Miscanthus lutarioriparius is the source of this 558-nucleotide messenger RNA. The record is from the annotation of a GenBank genome assembly. Lineage: Eukaryota; Viridiplantae; Streptophyta; Magnoliopsida; Poales; Poaceae.
AUGGAAAGAAAGCAUGCCAACAAUGACAAAGAAGCUCAUCCAGAAGCUCAUGAUAAUAAGGAGCGGCAGAAGAAUUUGGCUGAAGCAGUGAAAGUCCCAGUAAAAGUUGAUGAAAUGACAGGCCUUGGAGGAAAGGCCACUAACAGUCACAAUGAAAUGGUUGUGAUAACCGAUGAGAGGCCUGCAAUUUUUGGAUCUCAUUGUCAGGAAAAUAUCCCAAACAGUAUUGAGGAGUCAUACAUAAUGACUCCAUAUAAAGAUUUUGAUGAUGAGGAUGAUGAUUUCGAACAUAAAGAGGAAUCAAGGCGACUACAGCAUAGCAGGUCAAAUAGAUCAAUAUCUAAUGGAAAUAUGGGGAUCUAUACCUCCAGAAUAUAUAGAAGAGGGUAUCUUGUCAGUGAAGAACGACGUAUUCGCGCUUUUGGCAUCACCCUUCUUGUGACUGUUGGCAGCAUCCGGAGGUGUCCGCGGGAUUCACGUACCGCUGAACUACGACAGAACAGAUAUAUUGGUUGUUGGGCAUGGAAGGCCUGGGAAGCUGGACGAAUUGAGGAGUAG